CGCAAAAGACAGAGCUCCUUUAAAGUUGAAAGAAUGCCACCCGUGCGUCGUUCUAAGCGGGUCGCCGCUCCAUCAGCCGUUUUGCGAGAGUCUGUUCAGAACCAACCAACAACAUCUCGCAGAACUCGAAGUUCUCCCAAUGCUGUAUCUGUUGGUGCCACCCCGUCAACGUCAACUGUGCCCGUGAGUGAUGUGGCUUUGCCCUCUCUUUCGAGUGAGCUUAUCUCAACACUGGUGUCUUCGGUUACCGAGGCAGUCGCGCAAAAGUUAGCUGGCUUCUUACCAACCUCUGCGUCUUCAACAUCCACAAUGGCGUCUGCCCCAACAGAUUCUACCUCCGGAAUCGAAAUCUCAAACCAGGGUCCCAAUGCAGAUUCUCUGGUCAACGACGCGCUCACGUCCAUACAAGAAAACCUUACAGGUCAGACCACUCCUUUUUCUCUUCCAUGUUCAAGUGCUUCGGGUCCACGGGAAUCGUUCCACUCUGCCGCUUUGCCUCUUGAUUCACGGAUUCCGGAUAAAAUAAAGUUUAAAAUAUGGAAUGAGGAGUUUGUCGAUAUAAGUACUUUGUCAGGUGGCCCAGACGCGGCCGCUAAAUACGAGAUUAGUGUACGGACCUCUGACAACGGUCAACCUGCUUCUCUUCUUCUUGAGCCGGCUGCGAAAUCCAAAAGGGUCAAAACUAUUAGCGAUUGGCUUCGUUCGUUUCAUAUUUUUGUUUCCAUUUAUACACAACGGUACCCUCAUGAGUCCCCCGCGCUCAUGAAAUAUUGUCAAAUCAUCCAGGAUUUGGCCAAUAGGGGUCAUAAUUGGUUUUACUACGAUGAGAAUUUUCGGUUUUUGCGCCAAACACAGGCCACGCGCGUUCCCUGGGCGACCGUUCACUGGGAGUUAUGGUUGAAAUCUCAAUAUCCCACUACGUCUAAGCCGAACACGCAAGGCAACAAUUAUACGCGCCACCCUUCAAAGGUGUCUGUUCCUCGGGGAUAUUGUUUUAAGUUUCAUCGCGGAACGUUUUGUGCCGGUUGUGAUUUCAAGCACAUUUGUUUUAAAUGCAACGGAUCGCACCGUGCCGUGAAUUGUAAUUUUCGUGCCAACAACAGACCAUCUCCCACUGAUCGAUCGCCUAAGCCUAUUUCAACAAAGUCCGUUGCCAACACCCGUAAAACUUCAUAAUUUACAAAUAUUGUUAGAAGGUUAUCAUCCAAGUAUUGUUGAUACACUAAUUUCCGGAUUUACUUCGGGUUUUCGCAUUCAUUUCUCUGGCGCAGAACAGUCGUUUGAAGCAAAAAAUUUACGGUCUGCUCUUGACAACCCAGAAGCGGUUGACCAAAAAUUAACGAAAGAGUUAGAGGCAUCUCGCCUUGCUGGGCCAUUUAAUUCUCCGCCCUUUCCAAAUUUUCGGGUUUCGCCUUUGGGCCUGGUUCCUAAAAAACAACCGGGUGAUUUUCGCAUGAUUCAUCAUUUAUCGUUUCCAAAGGGAGCAUCGGUUAACGAUGGUAUACCCGAUUUCGAAACAUCUGUGCGGUACGCUACCGUUGACGACGCUAUUCAACUUAUUAAAAAAGCGGGCCGGGGUUGUUUCCUGGCAAAAACAGAUAUAAAAAAUGCUUUUCGAAUCAUUCCUAUCAGCCCAGCGGAUUAUCACCUCUUAGGCAUAAAAUGGC
Molecule: messenger RNA, 1667 nt
Organism: Dendronephthya gigantea
Lineage: Eukaryota; Metazoa; Cnidaria; Anthozoa; Malacalcyonacea; Nephtheidae
Exons: 2
Coding region: 34-1176 (380 amino acids)
Source: RefSeq, a predicted model, not a curated record